Messenger RNA from Rhizophagus irregularis DAOM 181602=DAOM 197198, 579 nucleotides. NCBI's taxonomy places the organism in Eukaryota, Fungi, Glomeromycota, Glomeromycetes, Glomerales, Glomeraceae. The record is from RefSeq and is a predicted model, not a curated record.
UAAAGCCGCAAAUCUAUAAUAUCUACUUCAUUACACUCGGACUAUUUCUUAGUUUUAUCAGACUGAUCGAUUAUUGUUUGUGGAUAGUUUUUAGGUGUUUUUAUAGGAAGGAGAUAACGACUUGCCAUCAUAUGAAGGGGGAGUCUUUGCAUUCUGUGUGCGUCCGGGUCGCACCGUUGAGAAGGCGAUGCAAGAGUAAUUUGUUCAUAUUUGUGUGUCAUUGUACUAUAAACCGUUUUCUCAUGUGGCAUGUUGAAUUUAUUCUUUAUACAGUAGUUUAUAUGAAAAUUACCACUGCGCGAAGCUAUCAUUAUGAUAUCAUACAUACACAAAGGGUUGCAAGAGAAGUUACUUUUUUUUAUACUUCAUUUCAUCUUUUUUCAUUUCACUUCAUUUGUCCUUUUGGUUUUUAUUGUAUCUUUUGUUGACUGUAGUUAUAGGAUAAACUCUCAAUCGCAAGGCCAGUAACUUUCGAAUAAAAUUGCUGCCAUAUAACAGGUGUGCCGUGGAACGAAAUUCUUGGUAUACGGAUGCCCAUAUGAAUUUUGAUUUUUGCUUUAUUUUUUCAUUUUUUUUUUU